AGACGCCCUAAUGAGUGUCUGGACGUGUACCGAGGGGUGAGGGAUGUCCAGUUCGAUGCAAAACUUGGCAAUAAAGUCCGCUUCGGCCAAUUCGCUUCAUCGUCGCGGGACAAAAACGUGGCCCAGGGUUAUGGGACAGACACAAUGUUUGAGGUGUACACGUGCCACGGCGUGGACAUCCAGGCUUUUUCCUACAAUCCUAGCAACCGUGAGGUGUUGAUCCCACCCUUCGAGACCUUUGAGGUCACCAAAGUCACCGGGGAAGGGAAGAAGGUGAUUGGGCUUCGCUCCACUGGGAACUCCAGCAACUACAACUGCGAGUGGCUGCGAGGUGGGAGUCUCCCCAGGAACUCCCCCCACUUUGGGGGGCUUCUCCUGGCUACCGUGGCCAUGGCAGUGGCCAUUGGAACCCUCUAAGCCACGAGGCCACCAAGGUCACUGUGGUCUUGGGUGCCAGUGUGGCCACCAUGGUCACGAAGGCCACCAGGACCCCCAGAGAAACGAGGCCACCAAGGUCACUGUGGAAGGCCACCAGGACCCCCAGAGAAACGAGGCCACCAAGGUCACUGUGGAAGGCCAUCAGGACCCCCAGAGAAACGAGGCCACCAAGGUCACUGUGGAAGGCCAUCAGGACCCCCAGAGAAACGAGGCCACCAAGGCUACCGAGGCCAUUAUGGCCACUAUGGUCACUUCGUCCACUGUGACCGCUGUGACCCCUGUGGCCAUUGUUACCACUUGGCCAUUAUUGCCAGCGUGGCCACCGUGGUCACUGUAACGAGGCGUCCAUCCUGGAAAAGCCCUUCCAAGAGCUGCCCAGUGAGGAAGCAGUGCCAUGGCAGCAGGACCAGCACGAGGGGAGCUGGAGCAGCCAGGACAGCUCAGGACAGCACGGACAGCACAGACUGGGCAGCGCUGGAGCCACAGACUGGGCAGCGCUGGGGCCGCUUGGGCACUUCCUGAUAGAGGGGGUGGCACUGGGAGUGGCAAUGUCACGGCCACCUCCUAACGCUCCUUGGCUGCCUCGCCUGAUGUAGCAAUAAAUUGCUGCUUGCUCACCUUGUUUAUAAAAAAUGUAUCAAAAACAUGAUCCUUGCUUGUCUGGCAUAUCAAAUGUUUUUCAGAAAUUUGAUCCUUGCUUGCCUGGCGUAUCAAAAGUUUACCAAAAUCUGCUGCUGGCUCACCCAGUGUAACCGCUGCAGCUCCUUUAACGCCUUUCCUGCAGGGCGCCUCAUUUCCUAAAACAAAGCAUUUCCUGGAGUUUUUGUUAGAGGCAACUCAAAGCUUUAAUUUUCAAACCUCGAUCUACUACAAAGAGGUGCUGGAGAAAUGUUCCUCCCUUUUUCUUUGUUCACUGCAGCCCCUCACAAAGGACCUGGAGGGGCUGGAGCAUGUCCAGGGAAGGGAUGGAGCUGGGGAAGGGUCUGGAGCACCAGGAAGGGCUGAGGGAGCUGGUGGGAGCUGCUCAGUGCAAUCAAAAAAGGAUGAAUAAUCAGUUUGGGGCCAGUUCCAAUGUUCCUGAUUUGACGUAACACAACUUUAGCAUUGGGAGGAAAAAAAAAAAGAAGAAAAAGAAACAGGAAGAAAAAGGAUGAAAAAUAAAAUGGAGAAAUGGGGACUGAGGCAGCACCACCCAUUUAUUU
This is a messenger RNA of Pyrgilauda ruficollis (rufous-necked snowfinch), 1640 nucleotides long. RefSeq names its product NAD(P)(+)--arginine ADP-ribosyltransferase 2-like. Gene Ontology annotation, molecular function: NAD+-protein-arginine ADP-ribosyltransferase activity; NAD+ poly-ADP-ribosyltransferase activity. The annotation marks the transcript as partial. Lineage: Eukaryota; Metazoa; Chordata; Aves; Passeriformes; Passeridae. The transcript has 2 exons. The record is from RefSeq and is a predicted model, not a curated record.